Messenger RNA from Perca flavescens (yellow perch), 1723 nucleotides. Its product is annotated as sushi domain-containing protein 6. Bases 400 to 1227 code for a protein of 275 amino acids. The record is from RefSeq and is a predicted model, not a curated record. Lineage: Eukaryota; Metazoa; Chordata; Actinopteri; Perciformes; Percidae. Gene Ontology annotation, biological process: DNA damage response. The transcript has 7 exons.
GGUCCCACUUGUUGCUGAGCAGGAGCGGCGACAGGAGCUUCAGCUGACGGACGGACGGAGGGAGAGCGAGAGAAAGAGGGAGACAUAUCGAUCCAUCGAUCCAUCUUCGCUUCACGUCCUUCAAUCUGCCGGUAAACACAAGCGGGCGCUCCGCUGCAGAGCUCCACGGCCGCUUCAGUGCUCACAUACCCCGCGCUGCUGCCUCAUCAGCGGCUCUCCGCAAAAGCACCAAAUAUGCUCCGGUUUCAGAUUCAUCAAAUGUGAGGAUUUCAAGCUUUUCGCUGUUUGUAAACUGAAGAUCUUUUUUUUUGGUUGGUCAGACAAAACGGGCAAUUGGAAGAUGUCACAGAGCCUGAAGGAGACAAGAAGUGGUUCCGAUCUUUUGUUUUGAAAAUCCAAAUGAAGACUUUGAUCAAUGGCCGACAGGUGAAGCCAGCGGUGAUGUGGUGGCACUCGGCAGCUGACAGGAAGUCUGGUUUGAUGUCUGCGUCAGUCGUGAAUGCAUCGCUGUGUGGACGCGUCAGUCUGGUCUGUGGACUCCUCCUCCUGGCCUUUUCACCGCUCCUCACGGCAGGCCGACUGAGUAACUGCAGUCACCCUCUGGUGCCGGAACAUGGAGGUUUCCGAUGUGACCCGUCCCCGUGUCGAGGUUUCCCCCACAAGAGCGCCAUCCACGUCUUCUGUGAGCCGGGAUAUCACCUCAGCAGCAAGCUCCGUGUCUCCCAGUGCCGCCACGGGAAGUGGCAGCCUGCCAUACCUGCCUGCAUCCCCAUCAGAGAAGGUCCAAACGUGAACUCUGACAACAGAGUGAACGACUCGAUGCCCAGCAUGGCCACAACCGCGGUGGGCGUGUCCAUCUUCCUGCUCACCACCACUGCCUGCCUGGUCAUCAAGUCCCGCCUCUACCCCUGUCGAUCACACAGCAGCCGCCGCUCUUCAGACCAGCUGGACCUGAUGGUGGACGGACUUCCUGUCUCCCUGCCCUCCUACGAGGAGGCGGUGUACGGCAGCUGGGGGCAGCGCCUGCCCACCUGCUCGGCGCCGGGGCCCACCCAGCUCCUAUUGGCUCAGGAGGCUCCCGACGGUCACCCGCCUUCUCUCAACAACCAACCGGACGGCAGUCGCCGGCCCCUCCUGUCCAGCCACGACAACCCCCCGCCCCCUUACGAGGAGGUCCAGUCGUCCCGCCCCAGAGACCGGACGGGGGACGCGGACAAGGACGCUUGACUGACGGGACAGGAAGGGGGGUUUGAUUGACAGCUGCAGCGUUCACUCUGCAGAUGAUGAAAGGAAAACACAGACUGACCGCAGACUUCUGCACUUUCCCUGGUUGGCUCGCCGGCAUCAGGGACAUUCGGUCCAAUCACAUGCUAGUUUGGACGAAGCCGAUGAGCUCUGAUUGGCUAGAUGUUGGAGCACAAAGACCUGACUGUUUCUACAUGAAACGUUGAUUGUAAAGUGCGUUGUAUGAAUGUAAGUGACAGAGAAGGGAGUUUACGUGCUGUCUGGUGAAAACCUUUUAUAACCUGAAUGCCUUUUUUGGUUAGUGAUGCCUAUAUGUUUCAUUUAAACAAUAAGAUAUAUUAAGUUUAAAAAUAAAAAUCAUCACGCAAGCUAGAAUAAUGAAGUUUUCACAGGACAGCGGUCGUAUAAAAGUGUAAGCGUGUGUGUGUGUGUGUGUGUGUGUGUGUGUGUGUGUGUGUGUGUGUGUGUGUGUGUGUGU